AUGACGACCACCAAUAAACAACACAACGUCUACUCUCUCGCGUACCACGGCUCUGAAAGUAGCAUGCACGACGAGCGAUUUGAAUUUGCACAGAUUAAAAAUCUCUCAAAGACUGCUCUUGAGGGGCCAAGUACCAAUUUCAAGCCAGAAGAAUGGCUUUCUAUGGAGGAAAUCCGCACAUGGGCAUCUGGUAAGAUAAUGAAAAUAACCAAAAAUAAUCACAGCAGGCUCUAUAAGACUAUCGACAAUCCAUACGAGAUCCGUGUGCUUGAGAUUAAGCCGGGGCGCGAUAAUGAAAAGCUGCGCGGUUCUUUGCAUCAUUGCUCAGUCGAGUUUGAGUACGAGACUGCUGUGGACCAGUUUGAAGUUCACAGGACGGCAUUCACAAGGCAUGCGCUUUCUGUGGAGAACCUAAUAGCCCCAAUUUGGUACACAGCACUAAGCUAUACCUGGGGCUCAUCUAGUAUGGAUGGAAGUAUUGAAUGUGAUGGGCACGAGAAAGCGAUCACAACUUCCCUCGAGAUAGCACUGCGGAACAUGCGGAAGGAAGAUCAUCCAAUCGUCAUGUGGAUUGAUCAGAUUUCUAUAAAUCAAGAAGAUAAUAAAGAAAAAGAAAUGCAGAUUCCGUUGAUGGCAAGAAUUUAUAAGCAUGCAUUUAACACGGUGAUCUGGCUAGGGCGAAGCGAGCCAACUUCCGACUCUCCAAUACAGCUCCUCAAAGAUAUCAAUGUCAAAUUGCUGUUUAUUCAAUUAAAAACUGCCCCCGAAAAUCUCGAGAGAAUGCAACUACCAAGAUCCGACCCGAAGAUCUGGCAUGCUCUCUGGAAAUACCUCUCGCACCCAUGGUUUACGCGGCUCUGGAUUAUUCAAGAGGUCAUGCUCUCUGACAACCCAUGGAUUAUGUGUGGUGACGAGCUACUUUUGUGGAACGAAUUCUCAACAGCUGUGAACCACCUGUUCAUUUGUGGAAUAUUUCAAUGGCUACAGCUUAAAUUUGCGAACGUUGAGGAUUCAAGUGAAGUAAGUGAUAUCUGCCAAACCAUAUUAGGGCUGGCUAGUCAACGCGAACAUUAUCGAAGCGCUGGCUAUGGGACACAUAUCUUUGAUAAUCUUGUAAGCACUCGAGGUGGUCAAUGUUAUGACCCACGAGAUAAGAUUUAUGGGCUUCUUGGGCUAUGCAGUGAUGCAGACGAGUUUCACGUCAGUUACACGGAUUUUACAGUAAACCAACUUUACCACGACGUAGCAAUCAACUCUUUGACCAAAGACAUACAAGUUUUAACUCCAAGCCUUGUUUUCAAAUCCAUAGACCAUGAGUAUCUCGAUCUACCCUCCUGGGUGCCUGACUGGAGAAAGCGUCGACAAACGAAUGAACUUGGGACUUACAAUGCCUGCGGAUCCUUCAAGUUCAAAUUGAAUAAAGUAUAUGUCAAAAUCAACAAUGAAUCUAGAAAUGAGCUUCAAACACGAGGUGUUUCAUUUGACUCUCUGACAAGAACGAGCGCAACGAUUACACAUCCCGACCUCACUUAUCUCAACCCACACAACGGCAACAAAAGUCUCUUGGAACUCUGGAGUUUCGUCUCGAAACUAAAACAUUAUCCGACUUCUCAUACAGUCUUUCACGCUUUUUGGCAAACCCUCGUAGGCAGUAAAAUCGACUCUGGAAAACUCCCAUGCCCAGAUUCCUUCGCUGAAAUAAUAAGUCUUCUCCUCGAUGCCUCCACGAGCCAGUCUCCAUCGCUGGCAGGCCAAACCUGUUCUCUGCGACAGAAAAGACCCCCCCGGAAAGGGCAGGCUCGAACUAGCUAA
Botrytis byssoidea is the source of this 1812-nucleotide messenger RNA. RefSeq lists its product as uncharacterized. NCBI's taxonomy places the organism in Eukaryota, Fungi, Ascomycota, Leotiomycetes, Helotiales, Sclerotiniaceae. The transcript has a single exon. The record is from RefSeq and is a predicted model, not a curated record. Bases 1 to 1812 code for a protein of 603 amino acids.